Podarcis lilfordi (Lilford's wall lizard) is the source of this 180-nucleotide messenger RNA. The record is from the annotation of a GenBank genome assembly. NCBI's taxonomy places the organism in Eukaryota, Metazoa, Chordata, Lepidosauria, Squamata, Lacertidae.
AUGUCGGGUCGCCUAGCGGGGCUGCCGGCUGCUCCAUGGGCCCCUGCGACAUCCCUGCUGCUGGCGGGGAGGGAGCGGCAGUUCCAGCCAGGAGGGGCUCGUGCCAUUAUUGCUGGAAACUGCUGCAAAGCAAUGAGCGAGGAUCGGACUGAGCGACGUCUCCUCUACGCAUCUCCAAAG